CUUGGUGUUUGAUACUAGGUGUACGUGAACGUUUGAAACCAUAACAUAACAAACUAGGAGAAGCUGGGGAAGGAAACUAUUUUAAUCUACCACCAUCUGUCUCAUUUUCGACCCAACAACAGUGUUUGAGCGUGGUGCUGCUACAUCGUGUUUGUGCUCCCCAUAACUUUUUGUUCGUUGAGGCUCCUAGUACAAACUCGACGUGGGCUGUGGUCAUUGUUUCUUUGCAUUAUAUACAGGAAAGUUUCUUCAGACUAAUCCACAGUCCUGUAUAGAAAAAGUUCAAAGUUUACUGAUAUUUACAUCAGUAGUUCCUGGGUAAUAGUUUACCUGUACAGUACUGGUAAAAUGAAGAUGUCAAAGAGCAACUCUGGGUCAGGGACCGGUAAUGAUACACGAGCAGAGUUGGCUGAGCUUGUUAAAAGACGUGCUGAAAUAGCAGACAAUUUAGCCUUAUUAGAACGCCAGAUUCAUGCUUUUGAGGGUUCAUACCUGGAAGAUACUCAGUUAUAUGGAAAUAUUAUUCGAGGGUGGGACAGAUACCUUGUUACCAACAAGAAUACAAAUGCCAAAAAUGAUAAACGGAACAGAAAGUUCAAGGAAGCCGAGCGAUUAUUUAGCAAAUCAUCCAUCACAUCCAUGGCUGCUGUAAGAGGCAUUGUUGAGCAAAUGGGUGAUCGAUUGGGUGACAAUACUGACACAAAUGAUGUAAACUCUGGCAGUGAAGACAAUUCCAAGGACUCAGUUAAUCCUGGUGUUAAUGGAGACUCUUCUCGAGACACACCUAUGAUCCACAAGGUAUCCAAGAGCUCGCAUAAAAUCAAGAAAAGUAGCAAGAAGAACAGACAUCGCUAAAUUUAGUUUCUUUGUCAUGAAGAGUUGUUGAUGGUGCUGUAUGUCAGAUAGUCACUGCAUGGAUCUUUUAGUAUGAUUGAUAAAUUGUUAAUUGAAUACUAGUAGAAAGUUGUCAUAUUUCACUGUAUAGAAGGAUUGGGAAGAAGUUUUAUUCAAUUUCUGUGAUUAAUGAGAAUGUGACCAAUUUAAACUUGUCACCUCAGUACAGUACUGUAUCUACUCUGGAAACUAUGAAUGAUUGAUUCUUAAGAAAACUAUGCUAAUAGGGAAGUUAUAUGAUGUAUAUUAAGAAUGAAACUAGUUUUAAAGUAAGAACUACCUAAGUUCUUUCAAUAUUUAUAUUUUUGUAAUUCAUAUUUGUUUAAUGUUUACUAGUUUUUCCCUGAUGGUAUUUGGUGGUUCUUGUUUACAUAAACUUUGCUCAUGAACAAGUUAUACAAUGUGUAUUGUGAAUGAAUCCAGUUUUAAGUAAGGAUUAUUUAGAUUCUUUCAAUGCUAAUAUGUAUUUAAUUCAUAUUUGUUCAGGUGUUUACAUACUACCUACUAGUUUUAUCCAGAUAUCUGUGGGAGUCAUAUUAGCUUGGUUACUAAGUGACUGUAUAAGACUAACAUUUUAAAUUCUGUAUACUACUACUUGGAGCCUUGACACGGUUAUAUGAAUGCUAAAAUCAUAAAUACAAUAAUACAUAGGUACCUGUAAGUAUAUUGUAUGGUACUGUAAAAUUAUUUUUAAAAUUUGCUGAUUGAUUAUAUCAUUCACCUUUUAAUUAUCACGGUAAAUUAAAGUUUAACCAUUAACACGUGAACAAAUAGUUAAUGCUACCUUUUGAAUAUGGUAUUAUAAUGUUUGUUAUCCUGAGGAUAUGUUAAAAGAAUUGUUAAAGCUAAAAGAAUUGUUAGACAUGUAUGACAAAAAGUACAAAUAUAAUUUACUAAGCAAGCCAA
This is a messenger RNA of Homarus americanus (American lobster), 1800 nucleotides long. It is a transcript of the gene SmD3, whose product is annotated as small nuclear ribonucleoprotein Sm D3-like. Gene Ontology annotation, molecular function: RNA binding. The transcript has 2 exons. NCBI's taxonomy places the organism in Eukaryota, Metazoa, Arthropoda, Malacostraca, Decapoda, Nephropidae. Gene Ontology annotation, cellular component: catalytic step 2 spliceosome; U5 snRNP; commitment complex. Bases 349 to 855 code for a protein of 168 amino acids. Gene Ontology annotation, biological process: RNA processing; spliceosomal snRNP assembly. The record is from RefSeq and is a predicted model, not a curated record.